AGAGGAAGUCAUAGUCAUUGUCGCUGCAAGACAAAGGCGCUUUUGUGUUCCUCUUUCUUUUUUCCUUCUUCUCUCGCUUCUUUGGUAGAUCCUCAUCCCAAUCUCUUUGUCUGCUCUUCCAAUCGGCCCAAUGGAGCCCUAGAAUUUUAAUCCAUGUUCUAAGAGAUCUCAUUUUGCUCUCUCUCGGCCUCUUCAUCGUUCAAUCGGCUGUUUACCGCUGGGAACGAAGUAUUCCUGUGCAAUUUUGAGUUCCAGAUGGAUUCCCCAUCAAGAUGGGAUUCUCAAGGGAUCACUGAUUUGCAUAAUGAAAGCAGUACCAAUCAUCAAUUUGCCCAGACAGAGGCACGCUGUGUUCUCUGUAGGCGAGUCUUUACAGAAGAUAGUGAAAUAUUUGAGGGAUAUGAAACAUUAUGUCUUUGUCUUGAUUGUAAACUUGUAUUCCUUGAAAAUAUUCAUCCAGAAGUACGGCAUUCUCAUCGGAGAAGGAACCAUAGGAGAAGAGCCAGGAAUCGUCGGAGCUCUGGUUCAGUUGAAGAGAUAUUCUCUCAUCAGUUCUCGCAGUUAAUUAACCAAAUGAGGCAAAAUCUUUCUAACACUUCUGUUUCUGGCUCAGAGCAUGGACACUCACGUGAUAAUGAUAUUGCUGGCAUGGUGCCCCCGGAUGCUAGUCCAUAUACUGUUCGUGGUAGACUUCACGGGAGGCAAAGGGUGCAUUCUGAUAAUGAUAGUGACGUGGAUUCUAUUAUUGGUGAGAGUGAUACAAAUGCCAGCAUUAGCGGUUAUGGUGCUUUUCUGGCAGAUAGUGAUGCUGUCUCAUUCAAUGGUUAUGGUUUGAAUUCAGAUGCAUCUCUAGAUAGGCAUAGUCUUGCAGACCGAGAAAUGUUUAUGCAAUGGAAUGAGAGCCAUAUUGGCAGUGAUACAGAUAUUGACCCAAUGCAUGCUGGUAUCAGCCACUGGAAUUCAGAUGAUGAUGGAGAAGAAGAUGAUGAAGAUGGAGUGUGGGAAGACGCUGAUGCCUUGGAAGUAGUUGAGGAAUCCAAUAAUCGGCACACGGGUGUUAGAAGCACUGGUGAGGGUAGUGAGCCUUCUGAUCGGGAACAGGUUAGGCAUUCUGCAGGAAGCAGGCGUGGUGAUAUUUGGAGAAGAGAUGAUUCUGCCCAUAAUCUUUCAAUGUAUAGACAUGCAUACAUGUCUGAUUUAUUUGUAAACUUGAGAACAGAGGUUCAACCUUUUGUUGGCGAUUCUGGUGAUUAUCUUGACGAGAGAGGAUUCGAAGAAUUGCUUAUUCAGCUUGCUGAAACUGAUAGCUUGACACGAGGCGCUCCUCCUGCAGCAGGAUCAGUUGUGAGUAGUUUACCUCGUGUAAUUAUUAGUAAGGUACACGAAGAGCAUGGGAUUGUUAUAUGUGCUGUAUGUAAAGAUCCUCUCGUCAUCGGAACUGAGGCAACUCAACUUCCAUGUUCGCAUCUCUACCACCCUUCCUGUAUUUUGCCGUGGCUGAGUGCUAGGAAUUCAUGCCCUGUUUGCCGAUAUGAACUCCUAACAGAUGACAAGGAUUAUGAGGAGGGAAAGCGGAACACAAACAGGACAGCUGGUAACGAACUUCAUCAGAUGGAAUCAAGUGGGGAUAGUUCCUCUGAUACAUCAGAUGAUGAAGAUGGGGAGGAAAGGAGAAGCAGUUCUCAGUGGUUUCUCCGAAUUGGUGGGCUUCAACUUCUAGAAAAUGAUGACGAGCAAAUUGAGAGUGAAAUAACGGAUCAAAAUGCCAAUGAAACAAAUUUCACUAAUGAAGCUUGUGUAUCUGACGACACUGCUACAGGCGGCAGGUCAAGAGGAGGGUGGUUUCUCUUUGCAGCUGCCCCCAUUGUCAGUAUCAUGGGCAUAGUCCUAGUUUUAUGGUUUGGAAACCCUUUGAUUGAAGGGAGGCUCAAUAGGAGCAUCAGGCAGCAUGAUCAACAGCAGCUUAAUGGAUCUUCUGGAGGCUCAACUGGGCUUCUGAAUGUCGGAAACAGGAACAGGAGUUGGUGGUCUUUCUUCUAGGAGUAAUUGUGCAUGCUUUAUCGAGAACGAGGAAGCCAGUGUUUGCUUGUUUUAUCCCCAUUCCUGAUAUUGAUCUAAUACCAAAGUCAGACGUGCUGGUCUGACAGUCGACGUAUUAAAUCAUGCUCUAGGUAAAUAAGCAUACUGGUGUGAUUUGUAUUGGAUUUUUCUUUUUUCUUCUAUAGUUGCAUAAAAUUCAGAGGAUUCAUGUGUUUCUAUUAUCCUUCAUUCUGCUUUCGUAAUGAUGCUUAUGGAAUCGGAUUUUCUGGCU
Molecule: messenger RNA, 2311 nt
Organism: Nymphaea colorata (pocket water lily)
Lineage: Eukaryota; Viridiplantae; Streptophyta; Magnoliopsida; Nymphaeales; Nymphaeaceae
Exons: 2
Coding region: 256-2040 (594 amino acids)
Biological process (GO): protein ubiquitination
Cellular component (GO): cytoplasm
Molecular function (GO): ubiquitin protein ligase activity
Source: RefSeq, a predicted model, not a curated record